Molecule: messenger RNA, 2479 nt
Organism: Caenorhabditis angaria
Lineage: Eukaryota; Metazoa; Nematoda; Chromadorea; Rhabditida; Rhabditidae
Source: the annotation of a GenBank genome assembly
AUGAGUGAUGAUUGCGUUGAAAUGAAAAAGAAGGAAGCAGAAGAUCCAGCAGCAGCUGAAGAUCAGAAGAAAGCUGAAACACCGACAGACGAGCCAAAAAAAGAGGAGAAUGAGCCAACAAAGAAGGAGGAGAAAUUGCCAGAGGCGAGGGAUAUUGUGGAGGAUGAGACAUUGUUCAAGAGUCUUCAACAACUUCCAUAUUAUCAUGGAUUUUUGCCGAGGGAGGAUUUGCGAAUCUUACUUCGAAAUGAUGGCGAUUAUUUGAUUCGUGUCAGCGAGGUAACAACCGCCAAAAAUGAUGCGAAGGAGAUCAAGAGAGAUCUGAUCUUAUCGGUUUUCGAAUGCUCGCAAGAACCCGGUGGUCCUGUACAAUCAACAAUGACCGAUGUGAACAUGAAUCAAGAUCAAAAAUCGGAAAUCACAUUCGAGGGUAAGAUGCGCAACAUGGUGGUUCGUCGCUAUAACGGUAAAUUUGGUAUCGAGAUCUCGCUGUCGUUCGAAAACAUCUCGAAAUUGAUCGCAUAUUAUCAUUUGAAUGGUACGUCGGCGAAAAAGAACCGUUUUCUCAAGAAUCCGGUUAAAUUGCACAGUUGGGAGUAUAAACAUACGGAUAUCAAGUUGGGUAGUUUGUUGGGCGAAGGAGCGUAUGGUGAGGUUCGGACUGGAAUUCUCAAGAGAAAGGGCAAAGAGGUGGAGGUGGCUGUGAAGCUGGUGAGUUCGCUGUGGGUUUUUUAGGCUCAAAUUUAAAACCUUAAACUUCAGGCUUAUUCAGGGACCGUAUUUAUAAAAGUGGUAUACCAAAAAUUGCUCAAUUUUUGGUACACCAAAUUUUUCUUCAUUAAUUUUCGGUGUAGCACUUUUUUGGCAGAAUAAGCCUGAAUUUUGGCCUUAAAUUUAAGGGCUUUAAAUUUGGAUUUUUGAGCCUAAGCGGCUUUGCUAAGAUAAGGCUUAGGCUAAGCUCAAGCGACUUUGCUAAGAUAAGGCUUAGGCUAAGCCUAAGCGGCUUUGCUAAGAUAAGGCUUAGCCUAAGCCUAAGCGGCUUUGCUAAGAUAAGGCUUAGGCUAAGCUCAAGCGACUUUGCUAAGAUAAGGCUUAGCCUAAGCCUAAGCGGCUUUGCUAAGAUAAGGCUUAGGCUAAGCUCAAGCGACUUUGCUAAGAUAAGGCUUAGGCUAAGCCUAAGCGGCUUUGCUAAGAUAAGGCUUAGCCUAAGCCUAAGCGGCUUUGCUAAGAUAAGGCUUAGGCUAAGCUCAAGCGACUUUGCUAAGAUAAGGCUUAGCCUAAGCCUAAACGACUUUGCUAAGAUAAGGCUUAGGCUAAGCAUAAGCGGCUUUGCUAAGAUAAGACUUAAGCUAAGCCUAAGCGAUUUUGCUAAGAUAAGGCUUAGGCUAAGCCUAAGCGGCUUUGCUAAGAUAAGGCGUAGGCUAAGCCUAAGCGGUUUGCUAAGAUAAGGCUUAGGCUAAGCCUAAGCGAUUUUGCUAAGAUAAGGCUUAGGCUUAGCCUAAGGCCCAAGGCUCAAAAACAUUGAGGAAAAAAUUAAUUACUGUACCAAAAAUUCCCAAACUUCCAAUUUCCAGAUGAAAGGCGGUGACUUGAACAAGGUAAAAAUCCGCGAAAUGAUGAAAGAAGCUCGCCUCAUGCGCGCAUUCAAACACAAAAACGUGGUGCGCUUCUACGGUGUCGCAGUCGAUGAGCAACCUCUAUACAUUCUUCUCGAAUUGGUCAAAGGCGGUGGUUUGAACUCAUUCCUCCAGAAGAACAAGAAGGUUUCCACCUACGAUUUGAUGAAUAUGUGCCUUGGAGCAGCUCUUGGUUUGGAAUAUUUGCACGCGAAUAAUUGUAUUCAUCGUGAUAUCGCCGCAAGAAAUUGCCUGUAUUCUGUGGACAAAAUUGUGAAGCUUUCGGAUUUUGGGUUGUCUCGAAUUGGAAAUGCCUAUAAAUUGGCAACUUCGCAAAAACUUCCCAUCAAAUGGCUCGCCGCCGAAACAAUUACAACACUCUUUUUCACAUUCAAAACUGAUGUUUAUAGUUAUGGUGUGAUGUGUUAUGAGAUAUUCUCGGAAGGCGAAGAACCGUGGGAUAAUAUUACAAAUACAGAAGCCAAGAGGAAUGUCGUAAAUGGAAAACAUUUGCAAAUUCCCGAUUCGUGUCCAGAGAAGUUUCGAAGUUUUAUCUAUGAGAAGGUUUAUGUGAGCGAUCCGAAGAGACGUGUAACAAUGCAAGAUAUUGUCAGAUAUAUGGAGCCGCUUUUGACUGAAGUUCAAGCUGAGGUAGAGUUACGAUAACUUGAGAAAAUCUAACCGAAUCUAACCAAAUUUAGGACAAAUUGAAGGCUGACAAGAGUUGCGCGAGAUCAAUGUAUGCGGCGGUUAGCACUAUUGAUAAGCCGACUCCAAACAAAUCGACGAACAAAGUGAAAACGGCGCCGAAGAAGGUCAAAAAGAUUUCUCAUCCAGGAAAUCAUAAUAUGAUUGAGAAGUAA